Messenger RNA from Dermatophagoides farinae (American house dust mite), 926 nucleotides. Lineage: Eukaryota; Metazoa; Arthropoda; Arachnida; Sarcoptiformes; Pyroglyphidae. The record is from RefSeq and is a predicted model, not a curated record.
GAUAAUCAAAUAAUUUUGACAACAAAACGACGACGACAACAACAACAACAACAACAAAAUCAUCAACAACCGAUCUGACAAUGAUGGAUGCUGAUAGUUCAACGGCCGAAUUUGGUCUAAAAUCAAAAAAGAAACAUCAUCAUCAUCAUCAUAAUAAUAAUUCGUUGAUGAUAAAAAUUGAACCACGAUCAACAGCAAUAACAUUGGCAACACAACAACAACAACAACAACAACUAUUGUUGAUGGAUGGAACAUUGAAUAUUAUGGAUUCAAAUACAUCGAAUAUCCAAACAACAACAACAACAACAAUGAAUGAUGAUACAAAAUCUGGUCAAACAAAUCAGGUCAGUACAACAACCGGUCUAUUACCGAAUGAAAUGAAAUCCAAUCAAUUAUCAUCAAAUCGUUCAAAUAAUCGAUCACAAACAACAACAACAACAACAAAUGCAUCAUCACCAUCAUCAAAAUCACGAUCAUUGUCCAAUACACGUGAACGAUGGAGUAAUAAUCUAAAAUCACGACAACAAAAUGUAAAUGGUGCUUUUGGUGAACUACGUAAAUUGGUGCCAACAUAUCCACCAGAUAAAAAAUUGAGUAAAAAUGAAAUACUACGUUUAGCCAUCAAAUAUAUCCGAUUAUUAUCGAAUGUUUUAGAAUAUCAGAAACAACAACAAGAUGAACAAGAAGAUGAUGAUGAAAACAAUCAUGAAAUUGAUAUCGAUACAUCGAUUAUUAUUAAUAACCAUAAUAAUUUUAGACAUCAAUCACCAAUACCGCUAUCAUUAUUAUCAAAUGGAAUGAUAAUGAAUAAUAUUAAUGUCACCGCUUUGAAUAAUCAUCAUUACAAUCAUCGAUGUUUCACCAUAAAAUAUGAUACAAACGAAAUAAUUUCAUCAAAAAUAAUGACGAUAAAAUUAGAAUAUUGA